This is a messenger RNA of Acanthocheilonema viteae, 7662 nucleotides long. Lineage: Eukaryota; Metazoa; Nematoda; Chromadorea; Rhabditida; Onchocercidae. The record is from the annotation of a GenBank genome assembly.
AUGGAUCGCCUUUCGAAGGCUCUAAAUGUUUUGCAGGCAACUAAGAAGUCGGACUGGGUCGUUACGUCCAGCAGAAAGACGGAAGUUUGCGGAAAAGAGCAUGCGGCUUUCUCAGAUAUCAAAAAUGUUCUCUUUCGAUCUGAAGUCUGGAAGGAUCCGAAAUACAACGACGAGUUCAAUCGUGCAGUGAAAAUUUUGUUUGAAUAUAUCAAUCAUCGAAACAGUGACCUUCGUAUGUUAAGUGAACAAACAAUGGAUUCGGUGCUAAGGCAUUUGGCUAUUGAUAUGAAUACUUCACGGGUUAUUGUUGUAUUAAUGUCAGAAAUUAGACGGAAUGGACCUUCACGAUCACUUGUUUUUGCGUUUUCGCGGCUGCCGGAUGCUCUAAAAUAUGUAAAAAUAAAUCGUUCACGGGCUAUAGGGAUGCAUCUAGUUUCUGCUCUUCCAAAAAUCUUGAUUCGUUCAGAAGAAGUUGUGCAGAGUGCUUUGGAAAAAUAUCUUCCUCCGGUUUUUGCAUUCCUUGGUUCGGAUUUUGCUACACAACCAAAUGAUAAUAUAUUGAAACUCUAUGAAGCAGCACUUUCUAAUUUGGAGUUGCCAGGUGUAACGAAUCGGGCAGCUGCUGUCGUCAUAUGUCAAUUGGCUACUUAUGCUGAAGUUAUACGCAGAAAAGUUUUUCUACAUUUCCUUAAAGUGUUAUCUAAAGCAACUGAACAGCAAAAUAAAAACUUGCUAGUUGGAACGUUGAAUUCAUUGCGCCUACUGUGGCCUCUUUAUUUGUUGAGGAACAACAGUGAAUAUGAUUUGGAUAGUCUGCAAAGUAUUAUUCAUGGCUCACUACGUUGUCUUUUUUCGCCUCACAAUGAAAUCGUGGUUGCUUCAUUGGAAUUUCUCGAAAAAGUGGUUUCAUCUCCACUCAUUGCCCUUGACGUAGAGUCAUUUUAUCCACAACAAUCAUACACUUUAAAAUCUGAUGUGGAAGAACAGGAUAUUACUGUGCCGAUAAGCUUCCCUUCUUCUCAUGCUACCAGUUGUAUGAGUUCACUGAGAGCUAGUCCUGUAAAUUUCUUUUUUGGUAGAAUAUCUUCUGAAGCAGUGGAUUUAGUUGACAGCAGUGUUCAGCCUUCAUUCAGCUUACCUUUAAGUGCGAAUUCUUCGAGCUCAAAGAUGCAGAACGAGUCAUGUUCGGAAAGUGGCAUGGAUAUUAUUGAUCCAUUAAGACAUUUAGAAAUAUCCGGUGAUCUAACCGUUCGGUGUUCUAGUUCAUCAGAAGAAUCGUUACCUGAAUUGACACCAACGUCAUCUACUCCGAUACCUGAAUAUUUGCCUGUAGAUAUAUCAUUUGGGCCAUUUCUCACAUAUACAGCUGUACUUCUGGCAAAACGAUUUUUAUUAAGUGGACAGUGCUUUAAAUUGUUGGCUGAUAGCGAAGUUCGUGUAAGCCACAAAAUUUUGGCAAUGUCUUGUUUGGGCAAUCUUGCUUUAUAUUUGCCGAAAUUUGCAGAUAUAACUCUUCAGCCAAAGGGUGGUUUGGGCAUACAAACAUUGAAGGACCUUCAACUUUAUCUAAAUCACGAAGAUGAUCAGUUAAAAGCUGCAACAAUCAUUGUGUUCGUAAAUGCUGAAAAAUGCCGAUUCCGAACUUUGGGUGAACAGUUCCAUGAAUUUCGUUGCUCAUUCAUUUCGUUUGUAUAUGAUGCGAUUCGCAUUCGUCGUGCUCACUGCAGUCGCUCGUUGCUCAUAGCUCUAAAAUCUGCAAAAAAACUGGUUUAUCAAACUGGUAUUGUAUACGAUGUUGCAAAGUUUGCUUGUGAAAAUUAUAGGGAUAACUAUUUUUUGCUGCGGAUAGCUGUAGUGGAAUAUCUAGCAAAUAUCGAGUGGGCAUAUGCAAACUCGUUUGCUACUCAUCUCCCUGAUGAAAUUUUUGAGAUAUAUAUGCAUUUGCUUGCUGAUGACGACCAACGAGUGAGGAAUGCUGCGGCAAAGCAUCUUCCUUUACUAACUGAAAACGCGAACUACAGUUCAACACCGAAUAACUUCACAAUGGAAGAACCUGCCGAUUACCUUUGCUGGGAUUUUCCUAAAAAUCCUCUGACUGUUGGUAUGAGUCCGUAUUACGAUUUCUUGCAGCAACCAUUUAAUUUUAUAACCGCGGACAAUCUUUCUUUUGUACUUAGAAAGAUGUUCUAUAUUUUAACGACAAGUGCGAACGAAAAACAGCAGGCAGGCAUUGCUGCUGGGUUGUUUCAACUGUUAUGUUGUUUCAAGUCUAGACAUUAUGCACAAGCCUGGGGAUUCGAAUCGAAUAUUGAUAGUUCAAGGACUGGUUUAAUUAUUGCCUUAAUUUCGAAAUGUAACUGUUGCUGCACAGAUAUGCAAACUUUCAUACAGUUUCUGAAUAUCGCAACGCAUAUGACUGCAGGCCUAAUAACAGUCGAUACCAUGAAGGCUGCUGAUAAAAGUAAUGAUAUGGUGCCGAAAUUUCCUAAAUAUUCUGUAUAUGAACAGCUUAUUCUAUUGCAGUUGAGGGUUAUUAAUUUGUAUUACUCUUUGAUAAUCGAUCAUCGGCAACAAACUGCUUGUUCUUUUUUGCGGCCUUCACCACUUUCACCCGUUCGUAAAGCACUUCCCGUUAGCACUAACAGUGUAGCAUCAUGGGAACAACGAAUUGCUGCGAUUUCAUCAUUUACUGGUAUUGGCAUCAAAAUGUCUAGAAAUACAAGCUUCCUGCAAUCUCCUAGUCUUAUUCAUUUCGCUGAUUCAUUAAAGGGUGGUUAUCUAAAUUAUAUGAAUACUUUGGCGUUUGAUGCAUCUGAGCGUUUCACAGCGUUGUUGAUUUCAGCACUAAAUUGUUUAGCUUGUACAUUAGAAGUGAUGCAACUCCAACAGGUUGCGGACAUUCUUGAAGAGAUUUUAUUGUACUGUCAAACUGUUAUCGAGGUCGUCCCAGAUGGGAGUAUUCGAGUUGCAAUGCAGCUAUUUAAAAUAUUAUUUGGAAGUAAUGUUGCAAAUUUGUCUCUAGAUGCAUUGAGGAAUUUGAAAUUAAAUAAUGUUAGCCAUCCCAAAGAUAUCUUUGAGAUUUGCGUGUUGAGAAGUGCAAAUUUUUUCACUGAAUUUAUUGUCAAUACAAGUCGCAUUGAAUAUGACGAAGUACAGCUUGCGAGGUGUGCUGGUUGGUUUCGAAAAGACCUGAUUUCUAAAGAUGGAAUCCCAACAAGCAUGGAAAUUACUUCGCACGUGACUAUGUUUGAGUCGUAUGUAUCAUUGACAAUUCACUUAUAUCAGUCAACAAAUUUCGUGGAUGUACAGUGCUCGGUAUUGGAUCUCUUAUGUGUACUUGUUCGAGGUGGAAUAAACUAUUCUAUGCUGGAUCCGGAAACUCAUUUGCUUAAUUUCGUCAUUGAACAAGUGAAUGAGAUUUGUACCGGGAAUUGGCCGGCUGCGUGUGCUGAGAAAUUGCUAAAUUCAGUAUUUAAUUAUUUCUUGUCGCUUUCCCAUACUGAAAGUCGAGGACAAGUGAUCAUGGGAUUGGAUAGAAUCCACUCAUUUGUGGAACUCUUAAUCAAAGCUUGUAAUACGCGACCAUAUUUGACUCCAUGUGCUUUAAACUGCCUUCAAAUAGUAUUGAUUGAUUGCGUAAGCAUGCGACUUUCUUUUGAUGUUACACUUCUGAAGAUAUUGCAAACGACUGACCAAUUAGCAACAGUUUGUCCGACAAGAGUUCUUCAGCUCUGGACUCUUGUUGCUUUCAGUUCUCAUAUUAGCGGAGACACACAAAGCUGGGCAAAAACAUCUUUAUCCCUAUUUGAAAGCUUGCAGCAGUUACAUACAGGAAAUUGGGAUUUUACUACUGCGUUCAAUGCAAUCAUUUUACUGCGGUCAUGUUGUGCUGCAAUUACUCGACCGAUGGACUCUUUUUUCAAAAAAAUGAUCAGCAUUUUAGAAGAUGAUUUGCACUGUUUUUCUCGACUGGUAGUCGUUCUUCCAUAUUUAUUCAUAUUCCUAUGCGUUUUGAAGGAAGAUUCAGCUCUUACAAUAAUCGAUCAAAUAUGUGACCGUGCCAUUGAAAAGAUUGGGCGUUUGUUAAUGAUCUUACUUGGUCAAUGUCUGGAAGCUUUACGACAAGUAACUUCUUUGGAUAGUGUUAGUGAAGAAAACAGUGAAAAUUUGGUGGUUUGGUAUCUUUUAAUUUUAUCUCACGCUGUUCGUUCAGGUAAUAUGAAAUCCAUCACAAAUACAUUUGAUGCACAUUUUUCAACAAAUUUUGCUGAUUUACAAAGUUUAUCGAUGUUUUAUCCACGUGCUUGCGCACAACUAUUUGCAUUUAUUGACACUGCUGGUUUUCAUAGAUAUAAACAAUUGUUUUAUUCUUCUUCUUCAAAACAGUUAGGCGAUUUGUGUAUGAUAACGCGAUGUCGAACAGCAGGCCCAGAUGGAGCUGCCGAUAUUGCACGUUUAUUUGAUUUUUGCUCUCCAAAUAUUUUGUUGACUAUCGUGACACGUAGGUGGCUUGCAUGUCAUAUAAGUGAUCUAGACAGUGAAAUACAGAAAACUUUACUGGAAAGUGUUAUCAAUCUCAGCAAAAAUUUUUGCUCUUGUGCUGUUGAUUUGGAUGUUAUUGAGCUUAUCGCAUCUGCUAACGUCCCAGAAACAUCCAUCGAGUUUUUGAAAAAUAAAUUUGGUGAGUCUAGAGUACUGGACUGUUUGAUGGUUCUUCUUCGUGAUCAUCAGAGUAAAAAUGUUGCGUUGAAAACUUUAUUGACACAUUUCAUGACAUCGGAACAAUUCGUUACUGGCUUCUUAUUUAAAUGCUCCGAAGAAACACCAAAGUUAGGUGACAAGAAGCACAAUCUACGAAUUGAUGACCCGUCGCAGUUUACUACAGAAGUUUUUGCUAAUAUACUUCAACAAAUUAUUAGCAGAAAAAGUCAGUACGAAUGCAAGAGAUACGAUGUACUGUCCAGCUUUAUUGAUAUGUUGGACCAAUUUAAAAUUGCUAAAGAAUGUUCCGGUGAAUUAUACGACGAACUCUCCACAUCUUCCUUGCUGAAAAUUGAUGCAUUAUCGGCUUCAUUUGUUUCACUUGCAUUCGAUUCAACCGUUGAUUCUUCUUUGCAGCUUUUUGUUCAAAGUAGAAUUGCAGAUAAACCUGAAAGUAUCACCUAUAAAAAAGCAUCUGAUUGGGUGACCGGAAAUUUGGUAUUCGACCAUUGGAUACAGCGCUAUAUCGAUUCUCUUGCCGCACAGAGUGGAUCAAGAACAUCAGAAGUAGCCUGUGCAGUUGCUUUUGGAAUUACUAGGCACUCCUUUCGUGCAACAAUUGACCAAGCUCAAAACUCGAAGAAAAUUGUAGAGCAGCAGCUGUCUUUGGCUGUUAGCGUCUCUCGAUUGGUUCAAUACGUUUUUGAACAGUGUAAUAUUUCGCCUUACCAGGGAUUGCAAAAAUUGAGUGAUCCUUUUUGGAAUAUGAAAAUAAUCGAUCGGACUGGAAAGAAAGAUUUUGAUAUAGGUUUUUUUUCUGAUGCUAUACGAACUGCCUUUGAUGUAACACAAAAGAUUCAAGAAAUUUUUCGUAAGAAACAUCGUAAAACUCGCUUGUACUGUCAGUUGGAAAGGCUAGCAAAGGCCGUGUCAAGAUUACCAUUUUUGAAUGAUAUUUCAUGUAUACCACGAUCAGCAAUUUUGUGUGGUUGGAAACCAGAACCAGAAAUUCAUCCUGCAUCGAUUUCGAUACCGACAGUGAAUAUUCAUUACCUUGGGAAUGUAGAUAUUUUGCAAGAUUUUGUGUGGCGAAUUUUAUGGGCUGGAUGGAAUCGCCGCUCAAAUUUUGAUAAUUUUUCUAUGUCUUUGUUUGGUGUAAUUUCGUCGACUCCGUCUGGCUCUGAACUUGCAAAUGCUAAUAUGAAUAUGACAGAGCAGCUUAUGGCUAGCACCAUCGCUAUUGAAGGCUUAACGAACCUAUUACUCGAAACAUUGUUAUAUCCGGAAAGAGGUGAUCCAACUACAGGAAGGUUCAUUGUGAAACCGCGUGAUGUGUCGUCAGAUUUUCUUUCAUCAUCAUAUGGACAACGUUUAACUAUGCUUCAAGCGAAACUGUUGGGUGCUGCCACAGCAGAUUCCAUACAUAAGAAAAACUUAGAAACUCUAAAUGAUCGAGGGAAAAAGUAUCGGCCAGGACAAUUUUCCGUACUUACAUCGUGGAAUAUGGCUGGUGUUCUGGAUCAAGAGCGCAAUUUAUACAGUGAUAUCAUGCAGAUCAGUAGUCAGUCGAAAGAAGUGCGCUUUUAUCGGUUGCCUUCAUCAGACAGCAGCUAUUUAUUGAACAGUGGCCAUGAUACUACAUACGAAUCAUGUUUGCGGAUGCUUUUUGAUACUUAUUCACACUGGUUUCGUACUGGUAUAGAUGCUGUUCCAUUACCUCUCCUAUCAGCAACUCUUAAGUCGAUGUCUUUGUUGUCUGAUUUGUUUACGGAAAUGGAUCAGUAUCGUUUUGUGUUUGGACAUAUGAAAACAUUAUUUUCUAUUCGUUCAUAUCUAGAUAAUGUAGACAUUGGCAAUAUUAUUUAUUCACUACUGAAAUGCGUUUCGAUUCUUGGCAUUGAAGAUUCGUUUGUAUCCAAGAUUGAUGCACAAAAAAUAGUUCUAACAUGGGUUGAAACUGGCCUUACUUCGGAAUUUACUGAAAUUCGGAUCAGAACUCUUCAAGGAUGUCUCUUUCUACUACAAGCAAUUUGUUUCGAUGAAUUAAAGACUGUAUUUCUUUUCCUGGAAUCAUUUCUGAUGAAUUAUUCGCAGAUGAGCUGGGAAGCUGAUCAAGUAUUUUGUUUUCUUCAGAUGAUAUGUGAAAAGUUUGUCGCACUUGCAACCCCUAGUUGGUUAAUGAAUUUAAUAUGUGUGGGUAUUGAAAAACUAAUUGUUGGUUCUCGAAUAUAUGUGCUUACCUUCAGUCGUAUUGCCGUUCAAGCACUGGAAAAUUAUUUCUAUGCACCACAAAAAUUUUUGUACGCACUUCGCAUCUUCAUUGCAUGCUUAUAUCGAGGCUUAGAAGAAGGAAGAGUACAACAUUUGGGCACUCAGCCGUAUGAUCCACAUAUUCAUCUUAUGGAACAACAUGCAAUGAUAUUCAAGAUACUGGCAGAAGGUGCCGAGGAUGAUGCAUCACAGUUAAUAAAGGUAUUGCCGUAUUUAUUAAUAGAUUCGUUGAAUCAAAGUGAGCUUAUAAACAGCAUUCUGAAAGAACUAAUCCACCGAUAUACCAGUCUCCCUCAUCCACGUUCUGCUGCCAUUUUUAGGAUUAUUCAUCAUUGGUUUAUCGUGCUUCAUAGGCGUGAAACUGAGAGUGUUGUAUUGGAAUGGACUUUAAAUGGUUUAGAUUCUUUCAAGUACGUAACCGAUCCUACAUUAUUCCGAUUUUACGUCAGUGCAUUUCUGUGUUCAUCAUCACCAAAUCCGUGCAUCGCCAAUUUGUUUUAUCUUGUCAUUGGACGUACAUCAAAUUUAGCGUGGUCUGAUGAUUUCUUGUUUGAAUUUUCAGUGCGAUCUUUGCUUUUAAGGAUGAAGAAAGAUGCAAGAAAUGAGUUAAAAUUAUCAAUGGAGAAGUUUGUAUUAAAUGGAAAAACAUGCCGAGACCCGCGAAGAAUAGCCUUUUUUCCACAACUGUAA